Symbiodinium necroappetens is the source of this 1377-nucleotide messenger RNA. The record is from the annotation of a GenBank genome assembly. NCBI's taxonomy places the organism in Eukaryota, Dinophyceae, Suessiales, Symbiodiniaceae.
AUGAGACGAUGGGUGGUGAUGCACCUGCUGCCGCUGCUGCCGCUGCUUCCCGGGGAGUCGCUGGCCGUUGGGGAGGCUUUUCGCAAGGUGCACUUGAAGCUCAUCGCUGCACCUGGCGACGGGACGGCAGAUGGCUCAUUUCGUUACGCCUUGGUUGAGCAGAAGCCGAUCCUGGGAGCAUGUCGCUGGACCCAAGCACUCCUGGUGGGAGAGGCAAUGCUGCAGAGCAUGGGCCUGCAAGACUUGGAACAGGUGAGGAAUGUUCGGAGAUGUGGACCGUCCAUGGCAUAUGGCUGUACCCUCUACGAUGCAUCUACCAUCGCCUCAAGCUUAUUGGCCGAAGUGUUUCGGCGGAAGGUGCCCGACGGCUUCGAUGCCUUCUUGAUUGGAGACUACUUUUCGGCUCUUGAGAUCGGCUGCCCUGACUGGGUUCUCAAGGACGAGGAAGCAUAUCUGGAGGUAGGCCUUCCAGGGCAGCCCGCUCUUGAUCCGCAAAGCUGGGAGGCCUGGUUGGCGAGGCACUUGCCACCGUCUCAACUUGAAGACCACCGUCGGUCCAAAACUGGGAGCCUGUUGGAGAGGACCCUGGCAGCAAUUCCAGACGUUUGCACACACAGUGUGACGGACGUCUGGGAAGCGCUUUGGCCCGGCACAGCCACGGCGACAGAGAUGUUUGUCGUUGGAUGUGGCGCAUUGAACGCAGAGCCGACACAACCGCUCGUGGACAAAGGGGCUGGCGGAUUGUUCAUUGACCGAGAUGAGAAAGGUGUGAAGCUGGCCAAGCACACCGCUUCGGCCGGCAACCGGCUCUUCCUCAACACAACGGUGCGGCCGGGCGACGUAGGCCACCUCCUGCGGCGGCAUGCCGCCUUUGUGCGGAAUGUCGAGGUGCUUCAGGUGGACAUUGACACGGUGGACGGGGCAGUCGUGCAGGCGGCUCUGGACCACAUGCAUCCCAGGGCCGUGGUCGUGGAGGUUCGCGACGUCGUGCCAUUUCCGAUCCGCUACACCUGCCUCGCGCAGGAUACCCAGGGUGUCGCGUUGGGAGGGGCCAAUUUCGCUUUCUGGGCGUACGAGCUGCAGCGCCGCGGCUACCAGUUGGCCCGUCUGGAUUCCCGGGAUGCGGUGUUCGUCCGUGAAGAGGAGGCAGCUCCUUCUACCGAUCGGCUUCUGGGAACACUAGGCUGCUACUUACUUCACUACAUGCUGGCACCCGAGCCGACGCAGUUCUUUCGACGUGAGGACCAAUCAGUCCAAGUCCAAUCAUCAAGAUUGCGGUGGCACUGGCUGCUGUCAGAUCCAGAUCUUGUGAUUGACGAGAUCUGGCUGAAUCUGACUGCCUGGCGGAACAACGUUCGCUUCAUGCUGGAUGUGUGA